AUGUACGCCAACAAAUUGCAGGACAACUGGGUAGAGUUGCUACCAACAGCGCAAUUGGCCUACAAUAGCACAAAAUCUGCAACGACGAAGCACUCGCCGCACUACGCGAACUACGGAUAUGAGCCGGUUGCUCAUCGGGAUCCGAAAGACAUUGAGAGUAUCGCG
Molecule: messenger RNA, 165 nt
Organism: Bipolaris sorokiniana ND90Pr
Lineage: Eukaryota; Fungi; Ascomycota; Dothideomycetes; Pleosporales; Pleosporaceae
Exons: 1
Molecular function (GO): nucleic acid binding
Source: RefSeq, a predicted model, not a curated record